Ectocarpus sp. CCAP 1310/34 is the source of this 3327-nucleotide messenger RNA. The record is from the annotation of a GenBank genome assembly. Lineage: Eukaryota; Phaeophyceae; Ectocarpales; Ectocarpaceae.
AUGUUUGAGUCUGGAUUUGCCAAUGUCUUCGAUGAUGUUGCUUUCGCCGUUCCCGUUAUGGCCCCGGGCAAGCGCCCUUUUUCGGUGGGGAAACCCACCAAGAUUAUUGACGUUAACCUUCUCCAUGUUUCGUCCUCCCACGCCAAUGAGUUUCUUUUGCGUGAGCUUGCGAAGCAGCACGGUCUCCGACUGACCGGUGUCCUGCAGCCUUGUGGUGGAUGCCUGCAGGCGAAGGGGAAGAAGGCGGGCGUGCCUCACCAAUUGGGCACGCGCGCGGAGCGGCCGCACGAUCUUUGGCACAUCGAUCUGUGUGGGCCGAUGACGGCCUCGCUGGGGGGUUCGUUUUUCAUGAUUAUGUUCGUGGACAGCUUCUCGCGGUGGAUGAAGCUGUACGGGAUGAGGCGCAAGUCGGACACCCUCGCCUUCGUCAAGAAGUUCCUCGCCGACAUGAGUGGCACCGGUGUCCCUCGCUCUUUCCGGAUGGACAACGGGGGGGAGUUCAUCGGACGCGACUUCAUCGCCUUCUGUGACAACGCCGGCAUCCGCCGUACGUACACGGCGCCGGGCACCCCGCAGCAGAAUGGUCCGGCGGAGAGUGCGAUCUGGCGCGUGAACAAGGCCGGCCACGCCGCUCGUCUCGAGGCACCCCGCCUGUUCCCCAAGAUCGACUUCACCCGCGUCCCCGGCUUCGGGCGCGAUGGCGAGCGACUCUGGCUAGAAUCGUGUCACUGGGCUGCCGGCGGCUUCAACCGUUCUCCGACCAAGGCAAACGUCGGGUACAAGUCGCCGCACGAGCUCUUCACCGGUCGCCCGCCCCCGCUCCAGAUCGUCCCGUUCUUGCAGCCGGGGUAUAUGCGUGUGACGCGCGCGAGGAAGAUGGAUCCCCAGGCAGUGCUGUGCUGCUACCUCAACAACGGCGACAACCAUCACGAGUCGGCGGUCAAGGUCCUCAAGUUCGCGACGGGGCGCGUGUGCAUGACGAACAACGUCGUGUGGGUCUCCGACCGCGCGCCGUUGCUGACCCCGCCGCUGGAGCUGCCGGCGCCGGCGGACGAGGGGGGAGAUUCGAAUGUCGCCGCCGCACCGUUUCUAAUUGAGUAUAUUUCACCGCCUCUCUUACCCCCCUCACCGUAUGCCCGACCUCCCACUUCACCCGCUGCCAUACUCUCACAGGCGCCGCCGGCAACUUCCACACCACCAUCGCCGGCGGCGCCGCCUACCGCAGCCACACCACCGCCACCGGUCACCGCGCCGCCUGCACCGCCGUUCGCCGCCGCGCCACCUUUCACCAUCACCGCGCCGCCGGCACCGCCGUUCGCCGCCGCGCCACCAUUCACCACCACCGCGCCGCCUGCAACGCCGCUCGCCCCAGCGCCACUGUUCACCACCACCGCGCCGCCUGCACCGCCGUUCGCCGCCGCGACACCGUUCACCACUGCCGCCUCGCCUCCGGCCUCACCGUUCACCACCGCCGCUGCACCGUCAGUAACACCGUCUCCCGCCGCCGUGCCGCCCGGUGCCGCGCCUUCCACCAACAUGCCGCCGCUCACUACGAGGACCAUCCGUGAACUGGACGUGGGGCGCGCCGACAUGAGGGUUUCUGGGCGCACGAGGGCAGCCGCUAAGGACCAGGGGGGGGGGCGGGCGUCGUCAAUGCCGCCCCUCUCUGCCAGGGCCAAUCGAGAGCUGGGCUUGGGACGAGAGACGCGGGUGCCAGGGAGGUUGAGGGGUCGGCGGGUGCGUUUUCAGGAUGGGGGGGCCGAGCGGUCGACGUCACCUGGCGGGAGCGGCGACGCUCUCGCCCACCGCUUCGGGCUUGUAUCCCUGCAGGACAAGGCAACGCUCCUGUCGACUCUAACCACUCGCAGCAUCGUCGAUGGGGGGAGGAAGGAGAUCCCGAGUUCAGCCGGAGGACGUGAUGGAGCGGAGCCGGGGGGGCGAGAGCGGGGGGGCACGAAAAAAGAAGGACUGCGUGAAGAAGUCCCAUUUGCGUGCGCCACCUUGCUUGCCUCCCGCGAGGACAUUGAUCGCGCGAUGAUGGAUUUAGAUCCCCCGGAAGUGGCACCGGACUUGCCACAGUGCUACGCGAGCGACUUGCGUGUGCCCAAAACGUAUAGGGAGGCUGUGUCCUCUCAACAUGCUGACUUGUGGAUACACUCUGUAGAGAAGGAGUUCAGAGGUCUUAUGGAGGCUGAUUGUGGAGAGACGUAUGCACCGACUGUAGCGGUUUCUAGCGUUCGCUUGUUGGCAGCGAUGGCGUGUGAGCAAAAUCUUUCUCUCCGUCAUUUUGACAUCAAGCAAGCAUUUGUCCAGUCGGAUUUGGAUGAGGAUGUAUUCAUGCGUCUGCCAGAGGGGUGUGGUAGAUUGUCAGGUAUGAUCGUGAAGUUGAACAAGAGUCUGUAUGGCCUUAAGCAGGCAUCAAGGCAGUGGCAUUCACACUUGGCGAGGUGUUUGAUUUGUUUGGGUUUUAUUCAGUGCAUGGCGGAUACGUGUGUGUUUCGGUUGAUUGAGGAGGGAAGAGUGGUAGUGACUCUGGUGGUACAUGUAGAUUUUAUAUUUUCGAUAGGAGAGGAGGAGAGGUGUGACCAGUUUGGCAGGGACCUCAACACCAUGGUACCUGUGAAGAAUCUUGGGGACUUGAGAUGGUACUCUGGAUGUUUGUAUGAGAGAGAUUGGGAUGCAGGGACUUUGAAGAUCUCGCAGCAGACGUACGCUGAAGAGUUGGGGAUGGAGUUUGGGGUAGAGUACGGGAAGGAAAUUCCUCUUCCUGUAGGGUUGAAGCUUUCAGAGUUUGACCAGGAUGAGGAAGUGGUAUCAUGGCCUUUUCGUGGGCUGAUAGGAUCAUUGAUGUGGCUGGCAACGCAAACGAGACCAGAUAUCGCGAAUGCAGUAAGAGCGGUAGAACGGUACUGUGCCUCUCCCAAAGAAAUUCAUUGGAGAGCAGGGCUUGGUAUUUUAGGGUAUGUGGUACGGACAAGUGACUUGGGUAUUACAUUCAGGAGGGGUAGUGUAGCAAGGUUGAGCAUGGAGGUGUUUGCAGACGCAGACUGUGCAAGAAAAGCUGCCGAUAGGAGGUCUGUGUCAGGGGGAUUGGUGAUGUGUGUGGGGGGGUGUAUUUCUUGGUUUUCAAGGACCCAGAAGUGCGUCACGUUGAGCACGACAGAGGCGGAGUAUGCCUCUCUUGCGGAUGUGAUGAAGGAAGUAUUGGUGUUUGGAUUUAUUUUGUGUGUGAUCAAUCAACUGGGUGGGGUGGCAACAUUUUACAUUUUUGCCUAUGGUUUUUCUCAAUGGAUGAUGUUCCAGGCUGGGGGGCAACUACUUCACUGA